Molecule: messenger RNA, 294 nt
Organism: Parnassius apollo (apollo)
Lineage: Eukaryota; Metazoa; Arthropoda; Insecta; Lepidoptera; Papilionidae
Source: the annotation of a GenBank genome assembly
AUGGUAUAUGAAUAUGACUUGGAGAAAAUCGAAUGUCAAAUACAGGACACAGAGGAACAAAUGAAGGAAUUGGAAACAAAAAGACACGAGGAAGAAAACUCAAGGAUAGAAAGUAAUGAAAGGAACGGACAGAAUGUGGAAAAACAGAUGGUAAAUGAAUAUGAAAUGGAGAGAGGCUUGUGGGAAGACCAGGACACAGUGAAAAAAAUAAAAAAAACUGGAAACAAAAGAACACAGAAUAGAGAAGCAGGAAAGAAAACAACAGAUAGAAAGCCUAAUAAUAGAAAACGAUGA